Molecule: messenger RNA, 1762 nt
Organism: Theobroma cacao (cacao)
Lineage: Eukaryota; Viridiplantae; Streptophyta; Magnoliopsida; Malvales; Malvaceae
Product: protein CANDIDATE G PROTEIN-COUPLED RECEPTOR 7-like
Biological process (GO): transport
Cellular component (GO): Golgi apparatus; membrane
Source: RefSeq, a predicted model, not a curated record
AAAACAUCUGUCUCAACAUCGAUCAGAUCCGGAAAGCCGAUGACCUUGCCCUUUUAUUAAUUCAACCACUCGAUCCCUUCCCCCUCCAAAUCACCGUAACCACCGCGCCUAACCGUUCCAACCGCCGCAGUAAAUUCCCCAGAAAUGACGAAAACAACCUUACUCCUACUCCUCUUCUGCCUCCUUUCCCUCCUCUCCUCCACCACCGCCGAGAUCAAAACCCUGACCAUCAACUCGGACUCCCGGCCCAUGAUCCUCUUCGAAAAAUUCGGCUUCACCCACACCGGUCACGUCGCCAUCGCCGUUUCCUCCGUCUUGGUCUCCUCCUCAGUCAACGCCCCCAACCCCGACUCUUCCCGCCUCGGAUUCUUUCUCUUGUCGGAAGAAUCCCUCCUCCAAGUCCUCCUCGAGAUCCAACAAAACCCUCACUUUUGCGUUCUCGAUUCUCACUACAUCCAACGCCUCUUCACUUUCAGCGACCUCUCCCCACCUCCCCUUUCGCGUUUCGACCGCUCUUACCCCGUUUCUUCCCCCAAUGAAUAUUCUCUCUUUUUCUCCAACUGCGCUCCCGAAACGCGCGUUUCCAUGAACGUCCGGACCGAAAUCUACAACCUCGACCGCGACGGUUCCAAAGAUUUCCUCUCCGCGGGGCUAACCCAGCUCCCUUCUCUCUACACCUUCUUCUCAAUUCUCUACUUAGGCUUCUUAGCUUAUUGGAUCUACGUUUGUUAUACUAACAAAAGAUCUGUACACCGGAUCCAUUUGUUAAUGGCCGGAUUACUUUUGUUCAAAGCGUUGAAUCUGAUCUGCGCCGCCGAAGAUAAGCACUAUGUUAAAGUUACCGGUACUCCUCACGGUUGGGAUGUUUUGUUUUACAUUUUUCAGUUUAUCCGUGUCGUUUUGCUUUUUACUGUCAUCGUUUUGAUCGGUACCGGUUGGUCGUUUCUAAAGCCAUUUUUACAAGAAAGGGAAAAGAAAGUUUUGAUGAUCGUGAUUCCGCUUCAAGUUUUAGCUAAUAUUGCUUCCGUUGUGAUCGGAGAAACCGGGCCUUUUAUUAAAGAUUGGGUGACAUGGAAUCAGGUGUUUUUGCUGGUUGACAUCAUCUGCUGUUGCGCGAUUAUUUUACCAAUCGUUUGGUCCAUUCGCUCGUUGAGAGAAACUUCGAAAACCGAUGGGAAGGCAGCGAGGAAUUUGGCCAAGUUGACUCUGUUUAGACAGUUCUAUAUCGUGGUGAUCGGUUAUUUGUAUUUUACAAGAAUUGUGGUGUUUGCUUUGAGGACGAUCGCAGCUUACAAGUAUCAGUGGGUUAGCAACGCGGCUGAGGAGACCGCAAGUUUGGUGUUCUAUUUGGUGAUCUUUUAUAUGUUUAGGCCGGUGGAGAAAAAUGAGUAUUUUAUUCUUGAUGAGGAAGAAGAAGAGGCUGCUGAGCUUGCUCUUAGAGAUGAAGAAUUCGAGCUUUGAGAAAAGAGGGGCAGUUGAAAAGAGCAUAUAAAGGUUACUUUGGGUUUUAUUUUUUAUGCAAAUUGUGAUUAGUUUGCAGGUUUGUCCUUAGUGAAUUUUACGGAUACAAAUUGCUGCAUCAGGUCUGCAACUGCUGCUGCUCUUCUCUUUACUGUUUUCAUUUUGUUUAACUUGUUGCAAGAACUUGAAUAUGUUUCAAUUAGUUACUGUAUUCCUGCUGAAUGAUAUUCUCACUUUGUGAAGCUCAUAAUGAAUUUUGCACUGUAGUCAAUUUAAUCUCCCCAGUGAUGUGAUUUGUUUA